AUGCAAAAGGAAAUCGUCAAAGAAUCCGGCGUUUUACCGCGCAUCGCGACUGGGCGCGAGAUCAUGAUCCAAGGUUUCCACUGGGAAAGCCACAACUUGGAUUGGUACAAAAUUGUGCAAGACAGACUUGGCGAAAUGAAUCAAGCGGGAUUUACUCAAGUUUGGUUGCCGCCUCCGGCGGAUUCUCUCGCACCGCAAGGCUACUUGCCGCGCAAUAUGUAUUCGUUGAAUAGUGCGUACGGCUCUGAACAGGCUUUGCGAAACCUCAUCGCGAACUGCAAGGAGCACGACGUUUUGCCCGUGCUCGACGCCGUGUUGAACCAUCGCUGCGCCACGCACCAGGGCGCUGGGGGCAAGUGGAACCGUUGGGAAGGAACUGGUAUGGACUGGGGUGAGUGGGCCAUCGAUAAUAGGAAUCCUGACUUCGCAGGUCAGGGUAACCACCCGACGGGCGAUGAGUUCUCGGGGGCGCCCAACAUCGAUCAUACGAAUGAACGCGUUCGCAGCGACUUGGCCAAGUGGUUCCAAUGGUUGCGAAACGACAUCGGCUUUGGAGGAGUGCGCUUUGACUUCUCGAAGGGUUACGGCGGACAAUUCGCCGGAGAGUACAUCAAGGCGAUGGAUCCCGAGUUCGCGGUCGGAGAAUACUGGGACACGCUCGCGUACGGCGCGGGAUUGGAGUACAAUCAAGACGCUCAUCGUCAACGGAUUGUUGACUGGAUUGACGCGGCAGGCGGGAACUGCACCGCGUUUGAUUUCACCACAAAAGGUAUCCUUCAAGAGGCGUGUGGACGCUCCGAGUUCUGGCGUCUCAUCGAUAGUGAAGGACGCGCUCCAGGUGUGAUUGGCUUGUGGCCGGCGCGCGCCGUGACGUUCAUCGACAACCACGACACCGGCUCCACGCAAGGUCACUGGCCGUUCCCGAACGACAAAGUCGCCAUGGGCUAUGCCUACAUCCUGACUCACCCCGGCACGCCGUGCGUGAUGUGGGAUCACUACUUCGAUUGGGGUGAAAAGUUGUCGAACAACAUCAAGACGCUGAUGGAAGCGCGUCAAAGUUGCGGCAUUCACAGUCGAAGCAAACUUCAAAUCAUCGCCGCCAACGACGGUUUAUACGCCGCUAUCGUCGACAACAGGAUGGCAGUCAAGCUUGGCCGCGACCACUGGUCGCCCGCCGGCGACGACUGGACCCACAUUUGCGGAGAUAAUGACUGGAGCGUGUGGCGUCGUUAG
Messenger RNA from Ostreococcus lucimarinus CCE9901, 1233 nucleotides. RefSeq lists its product with no specific name. Lineage: Eukaryota; Viridiplantae; Chlorophyta; Mamiellophyceae; Mamiellales; Bathycoccaceae. The record is from RefSeq and is a predicted model, not a curated record. Gene Ontology annotation, molecular function: alpha-amylase activity; calcium ion binding. Gene Ontology annotation, biological process: carbohydrate metabolic process. The transcript has a single exon. Bases 1 to 1233 code for a protein of 410 amino acids.